UACAAAGAUCACACCGUCCAAACCAACUACAGCAAUCAUCACAGAGGUCACACUGUCCACACCAACUGCAACAGUCGUUACAGAGAUCACACCGUCCACACUAACUGCAACAAUCGUUACAAAGAUCACACCGUCCAAACCAACUACAGCAAUCAUCACAGAGGUCACACUGUCCACACCAACUGCAACAGUCGUUACAGAGAUCACACCGUCCACACUAACUGCAACAAUCGUUACAAAGAUCACACCGUCCAAACCAACUACAGCAAUCAUCACAGAGGUCACACUGUCCACACCAACUGCAACAGUCGUUACAGAGAUCACACCGUCCACACUAACUGCAACAAUCGUUACAGAGAUCACAUCGUCCAAACCAACUACAGCAAUCGUUACAGAGAUCACACCAACUACAGCAACACAACCACUGACAAUCACAUCGAGUUCAAAUCAACAAAGUGAAUAUUUUUCUAUAUUUAUUUCUAGAAAAAACUUACAAGGAAACGCUUCUAACUAUCAAAUAACUUUUUAGUCGAGACCAUAUGUAUCAUAUAAGUUUUAACUAGCUAUGAAUACUGUGAAAAAGAACUCAGGAUUAUAGAUUAUUGCUUUCAAGAUACUUCAGUUUCUAGUAGAAUCCCGUAAUCCCUCUCAAGAACACCAGGAAAACUAAGUUUCGACUUUCAACUUAAAACUUUGCAUAGGAUAGUUUGUUGUGAAAGUUUCAGUUGUUCGUUUGCACUGUUUUAAAAUAUGAAUAUCAGAAUAUGUUGUUGUAUACGAGCCGUGUUAUAUAUAUACUUUUAUUAUAACUGUAUCUUACAAUAGAAGCAAUCAAACGAUCUAUAAUUUUUACAAUGAACUACUCUCAUAAAAGACUAUCUCUAUGUAAAGUUUCAAGUCGAAACUUAUAAUUUUGUUUUCCUGCUGUUCCUGAGAAGGACCACGAUAUUCUGUUAAAAAAAUACAGUAUCUCGAUUGUAAAAAACUAUUAGUCCGACCUCUUUUCAAGGUAUUCAUAGUUCAUUAAAACCUAUAUGAUGCAUAUAGUCUAGACUCAAAAGCAAUUUGACACUUAGAAGCAUUUUCUCAUUAGUAUUGUCCUUUUCUUGUUUAUUAUAGAUUCAGUACAGGGUGAACCAGGUCUUGGUAAAGCAGCAACUGCUGGUCUUGCUUGUGGAAUUAUUUUUUCUGCUGUCAUAUUCAUUGGUGAAAUUAUCUUCUUUAAAUUUUUCUAUUCCGGAGGUGCCGCUAGUGGUGGUUUCGAGCGAUCAGUUGCUUAUCGAGCGUGA
Molecule: messenger RNA, 1289 nt
Organism: Rotaria sp. Silwood2
Lineage: Eukaryota; Metazoa; Rotifera; Eurotatoria; Philodinida; Philodinidae
Source: the annotation of a GenBank genome assembly